Penicilliopsis zonata CBS 506.65 is the source of this 1323-nucleotide messenger RNA. RefSeq lists its product as hypothetical. Lineage: Eukaryota; Fungi; Ascomycota; Eurotiomycetes; Eurotiales; Aspergillaceae. The coding region runs from base 131 to 1090 and encodes 319 amino acids. The record is from RefSeq and is a predicted model, not a curated record. The transcript has a single exon.
CUUCUAAUAGGUAUGCAGUACUACACAUACUUAGGCUACAAUUUAAUGACGCUAGGCUUAUUAUUUAAUACCGGCUUUGCCCCCCUAUAAUCUGAUAUCCAUUUAUUUAUAUCUCCAUCUAGAAAUAAACAUGGGCACCUCCUGGUCGCAAUUCUUCCCCCCCACCCCCCAGCUAACUGAAUCAACCCUUCCUAACCAGCAGGGCAAAGUGUUCCUCAUUACAGGCGGAUAUUCUGGUGUUGGACUGGAGCUGUGUUCUCUUCUCUACCACGCCGGGGGGAGAGUCUACCUUGCCGGCCGCGAUAAACAAAAGGGAGAAGCCGCCAUUGAAACAAUAAAACAGUCUUCUUCUUCUUCUUCUUCUUCAUCUGGAGAAAUCACCUUUCUAUACCUCUCUCUCUCCGAUCUGUCGACCAUCAAACCGGCCGUCGACGCCUUCACAGCGACAGAGUCCCGCCUCGACGUGCUGUUCAACAACGCCGGCGUGUCCAACCCCCCGCCUGGAUCGGUCUCGGCGCAAUCCCACGAGCUCCAGCUCGCAACAAACUGUCUGGGUCCCUACCUGCUCACCCAACUCCUGCUCCCGACCUUGAACCACACAGCGUCCAUCUCCGCCCCAGGCUCGGUGCGCGUCACCUUCACCUCCUCUAUCGUGGUGGAUUUCCAGACUCUCCCCACGCAGGAACUCUUCGCUCUGCACGUUCCGCACCCCUCCGCCCAGCAGCAGAACUACCUCCAUUCGAAGAUCGGGAACUGGUUCCUCGCUCACGAGCUGGAUAGGGAGAAUCCCGCGGUGACGUUCCUGGUUCUCAACCCGGGGAAUCUCAAGACUGCCCUCACCCGCCAUUUGCCUGCCAUCGUUCCCUUCCUGGUGGCGCCGCUCCUCUACCACGCCAAAAUGGGUGCUUAUACCGCUUUGUGGGCUGGUCUGUCGACGGAUCUGUCGCUGGAGGAUGGAGGGGGGUAUAUCAUUCCCUGGGGGAGGAGGCAUCCAUCCCCGAAGGGAGAUAUCGUUCGGGCGAUUGAGGGGGGGGCGGCGACUCGCUUUGUUGGGUUUUGUGAGGAGGAGACGAGGGAGUACAGGGCAUAAUAUGAGAUACGGUAUGAGUAUACGAGUAUAUGGGUAUAUCUAUAUAAAGGAUAUAAACUCAUAAAGGAUAUAAACUCCUAUAAUCAUUCCUUGUACUAGAGAGUGACUAUUUAUAUAUAUUUCAAGGACACUGCCACUAGUGCCCUCUCAGCCCAGUUCGAUCUCCCUCCUGCUGUACAAGAAGCUCUCCCAGGCGUCUCUUCUCAGACUCUGGAAGAAAGACUGGGUUGUUU